This is a messenger RNA of Conger conger (European conger), 3637 nucleotides long. It is a transcript of the gene lhfpl3, whose product is annotated as LHFPL tetraspan subfamily member 3. Lineage: Eukaryota; Metazoa; Chordata; Actinopteri; Anguilliformes; Congridae. The record is from RefSeq and is a predicted model, not a curated record. Gene Ontology annotation, cellular component: plasma membrane. Gene Ontology annotation, biological process: sensory perception of sound. The transcript has 4 exons. The coding region runs from base 1354 to 2034 and encodes 226 amino acids.
CUCGUGCAAUAGGGAGAGGGAGGUUACGGGUUAGGUUAGUUUAUUUGCUAGGCUAUUAGCCUACAGCUCGGUUGUGAUCAGUGUCCGAGCCGGGUCAGUCGGUGUUGCGCGCGGGUGCCUGGUGCGUGCGUUGCAGCGGGACCGUCGGUCUGCGCUGAAUUAUCGCUGCGCCUCUAUCGCUAUCCCCUGACAGCACGACAGAACCUUUGUCCGACAGAGCGGCGGACCCAUCUUGAUAUAGAGCGACGGCUUGAUCAAGGAAAGCAGGCGAGAGUGACCAAGCAGGUUGUGCACCUCAAGCGACCACAGACUCUACUUCACUUAACGUUAAAAGCAGUGCCAAUAUAAAGGACCGGGAGCUUUUUAAUGAAUCACAGCUCAGGCUCGGUUGUUUUUUCUUUUUCUUUUUUUGUAUCCUCCUUUCACUAAGCAUGUGAAACCAGGAUUAGCUGCGAUGGAUUGUAGCCUAAUGCUGCUGGUGCUAUAAUAUAGGCUACGAAAUGUAUAGCUACUGUGGUGCAGAAGAAUAGCUACAAUACUAGUGCCUAAGGACAGUCGGUUUGCCUUGAACACAGGUGUUUCUGAAAAUAUCUAGACGCAUAGCUCAACCCGAAACGGACGAAGAAGUGAAGCGAAUAUCUCCACCACAAAUACACGAACCGGCUGCUUUUAAUCGUUUUUCUGCCUGACUCUCAUUUCAUUCCGGCAUCACACUCAGUCGAAGGAAGCUGAAGGUUGUUCGAAAAAAUUAUCUCCGUGGCAACCACAAGUCUGCGUCUGAUCCCGAGGUAGACAUUAGAUUUGGACAAUUUUCUAUUUUGUUAUUGCUGCUAUUAUCCUAAAGGAAAAGUGAUCCGAUAGUAUUCUCUGUUGCAAGAUCUAUUAUGAUUUUCUGGACAUUAUAAAUGAUAAUGCAGUAGCCUAGCCAAUGACUUGAUUCCCAUCAUUAAUUAUUUAUGACCGUAAGUUUCCUUUCAGUGUUAAUCUUGUGCUCAGUAACAGAGCCAUAGCGGGCGCGUACGAGUGUGUUAGCGGUGACCCUGUCUGUCAGACCGCUAGACAGACGUAGCUUGCUGGCUAUAUAAAUACAGCUAACAUAUAAAGGGAGGGAACUGUUGGAUCGAACAUUUUAUGGGCAGCGAACAGGUAGUGUUCAUUGUGUACAAUUCAGACAGAUGCUCCGAGUAGUUGAGUUGGCUAUGACUGAUUCACACUGACCGUUCGACAGGUGGACCAGGAAAGACUGCACAAACCGCGUCUUGUAGGGAAAGGUUUGUUGACGUUUUAAGUGCUGUCAUACAUAACAAACUUGGUGUCAUUCUCGGACAAAUAUAAAUCUAUAAAAACUAAAUUAUGGUACCUGGGACUCCCGCAGCCAUGCUGCCAGCAUCGGAAGCUGCUAAGAUUUACCAGACCAACUACGUCCGGAACUCCCGGGCCAUCGGUGUUCUGUGGGCCAUUUUCACUAUCCUCUUCGCUAUAGUCAAUGUGGUGUGCUUCAUCCAGCCGUACUGGAUCGGAGACGGCGUGGACACGCCGCAGGCUGGCUACUUUGGCCUCUUCCACUACUGCAUCGGCAACGGGCUGUCUCGGGACCUGAAGUGUCAGGGCAGCUUCACGGAGUUCAGCUCCAUCCCCUCCGGCGCCUUCAAGGCCGCAUCCUUCUUCAUCGGCAUGUCAAUGGUUCUGGUUAUCACCUGCAUCGUCUGCUUCGCACUCUUCUUCUUCUGUAGCACGGCCACGGUCUACAAGAUCUGCGGCUGGAUGCAGCUAGCAUCUGGCACGUGCCUGGUCCUGGGCUGCAUGAUCUUCCCGGACGGCUGGGACUCAGACGAGGUGAAGCGCAUGUGCGGGGAGCAGACGGAUAAGUACACGCUGGGCGCCUGCUCUGUGCGCUGGGCCUACAUCCUGGCCAUCAUGGGCAUCCUGGACGCCCUCAUCCUCUCCUUCCUGGCCUUCGUCCUGGGCAACCGGCAGGACGGGCUAAUGGCCGAGGAGCUGCUGGGAGACAGCAAGGAGAGUGGGAAUGCCUAAUGCACAGACUGGUCUUGCAGCUGCCCAGUAGGGGGCAGUCUCAUUGUAUCUUCAUGGUCCAGCUUAUAGCCCACCAUCCUGAGGGUGAGGGGCCAGGUUGCAGCUGUGGGGGGAGACAGAAGGAGUGACAGAAGCAGAGAGUCUCCUCGCAGCAUCCACCCCUCCCAUCUCCAAUUGUGAAGACCCCCCCCCCAGUCCCCACUCAUUGCUGCCAUUCUCUUCAAAAGACUAUUUCUACAAGUUGAACGUGGACUGGUAUCAGCAAGAUCACUGACUCAUGAUUGGCUUAAAUACCACAUUACAAACAACUCACUUUCCAUACCCAGAGAUUUGACUGUGGAUAUAUAAUUUGGCACAAUAUCAGUCAGCCUUUCUCACACACACACAGACACACACACACACAUACAUGCUUACAGUCACUCUACAGACUGUGACCUUUGGGUUAUGUAUAAUAACAAAACAUACUAUAUUACAUUCAGAAACAAUAAGCAUAUGAAUACGAUGUUUCUUGGUCCAGAGUCAUGUUUUAGUUAGUUAACAGAAAAUGUCCUCUUGUAAAGUGGGUGUCAGUUCAUCUUUUUUGUUGUCUUUUGGUCCUGUCCACUCGGUCAGAACUGGGGGGGUUAUACAUCCCCUCUCCUGCAGCUGACUGAUGCACUGCGCCUUCGAUUUUCAGAGCGGAACUUUUUCCGGAUUGGGUAACACCGGUUCCGCUCCACACAGGACUUGUGGAAGCAGGAGCUGAGAUCUUGGCUCGGGAUCUGUGCGGCCAGAAAACCUACGCAGAUGGAUAUCAGCAUGAACUGUCAUGCCUCAUACGUUGCCUCUCCGAAAACUGCCUGUGUAUUUAUUUGGGGUCUGGUGAGGGAGGGAGCUCGUAUUUGGAUACUAUGAUCUGAUUGGCCCCCUCCCUGUUUGUGCUGGGAAAGCGGACUUUGGAAGAUGGUGGUUCACAGCUCUGAACAGCUCUCCCCAUUGCACCCCACAGGAGCAAUCCUGAUGUACAGUAGAUAUACAUAUAUAUUUAAUGUAAAUUUAGCUGAUUUUUCAGCAGCCACUGAUACUUUGAAAGGCCAUACGCAGGAACCACCAUAAAGUAUUUUACUUGUUUUAAAUCUAUUCCUAAUCUAAUCUGUUGCACACAUUUUCAUAGCCACAUUUACUGUCUUUAUGAAUUAUUUCCAUAAUGCAUUGUAUUAUGAAGACAUCAGUAUAUAUACAUGUGCCAUGCUGUAUAAAACAGUCAGUAUUAUAGCACCUAAGGUAUUUUUCAUUGGUUCCUCUGUAUGGUAGGGGUUGGAUACAGAAGCCAGGGAUCGAUAUAUCCAUAUAUAACAGUACAACUUUGUCCUAAUAUCGGUCCACUGAAAACAUUCUGCCAGAUUUGCUUCGGACAAUGUGGAUAAGCAAGAAUUUCCACCUCUUCCUCGCUGUAACUUGUGUUUGGACUCAAAACGGGCUGCUUAUAUUAUACCUGUUUAUCCCGGUCUUGUCUUUUCUCCCUGUAAGUAUUCUGCAUUUCUUAAAAAAAUAAUGGAGAGACACACAUGGUCAAUACCUGAAUGAGGUCACCAAUAUGAAUACUAAAAUUACCUUUGGAGAA